Molecule: messenger RNA, 3297 nt
Organism: Phaeoacremonium minimum UCRPA7
Lineage: Eukaryota; Fungi; Ascomycota; Sordariomycetes; Togniniales; Togniniaceae
Product: putative karyopherin kap123 protein
Exons: 4
Coding region: 1-3297 (1098 amino acids)
Biological process (GO): protein import into nucleus
Cellular component (GO): cytoplasm; nucleus
Molecular function (GO): small GTPase binding; nuclear import signal receptor activity
Source: RefSeq, a predicted model, not a curated record
AUGGACCGUCAAAAGCUGGCUGCGCUGCUCCAGGAGAGCCAGAUCCCGGAUACCCAACGGAUCAAGGCCAUCACAGCCGAGUUACAAAAGAACUAUUACUCCCACCCAGAGUCUCUGCUUCUUCUCAUCGAAAUCCUCUGUACUCACGAGGAUGUCGGCGUGCGCCAACAAGCCGCCGUCCAGGCGGCCCGACUGGUGCCUAAGCACUGGAAGUCCGUCCCUGCCCAGCAAAAGGAUGGCGUCCGGCGGCAUCUCGUCGAGGCCACGAUGAAGGAGCAGAAUCCCAAGUGCAGGCAUGCCGAGUCUCGAGUCAUUGCAAACAUUGCCAACCUCGACUUCGACGAUGGCGAGUGGCCCGACCUCUUGCCCGCCCUCUUCACCCUCGCCAGCAACAACGAUGUCGCCCAGCGCGAGGUCGGCUCCUACAUCAUUUUCAGCGUGCUCGAGGAGAACCCAACCCACUUCAGCGACCACCUGCACAAACUGCUCGAGCUCUUCAGCCACACAAUCCAGGAUCCCCAGAGCCGCGACGUCAGAGUGAACACAAUGAUGUCUAUUGCUGCCAUGCUCAUGCUGAUUGAGCCUGAGGAGGAUGAGAAGUCGGUUGCUGCUCUGCAGGAGCUUAUUCCUUCCAUGGUCAAUGUGCUCAAGGAUGCCGUUGACAACGGUGACGACGAGAGAACUAAGCAGUCGUUCGAGGUUUUCCAGCAAUUCCUCGCAUAUGAAUCCGCGCUCCUCGCGAAACAUCUGCGCGACCUCGUGCAAUUCAUGCUGGACUUGGCCGCCAACAAGAACGCCGACGACGAAGUUCGAUCACAAGCCCUUGCUUUCCUCGCUCAGACUGUUCGAUACCGCAGGAUGAAGAUCCAAGCCAUGCGAGACAUGGGCGAACAGCUGACUCUCAAGAGCAUGGAGAUUCUGACCGAGAUUGAUGAUGACGAGGACGAGGACGAGAUCACACCCGCUCGCUCUGCUCUCACUCUUCUCGACCAGUUGGCCAAUGACCUCCCUCCUCGUCAGGUCCUUGUACCGCUUCUUAAUGCUUUCCCGAAGUUCGCUUCUUCGCCGGACCCGGGCCACCGAAAAUCCGGUAUCCUGGCCCUAGGGAACUGCGCCGAGGGUGCUCCGGACUUCGUCUCCACUCAGUUGAAGUCAAUCAUGCCUAUUGUAGUACACCUACUUAAUGAUUCGGAUACUGGCGUUCGUCAUACUGCGCUUGUCGGCCUGACAAGAAUUGCCGAUGAGAUGGCUGACGAGCUGGGAGACUGGAGAGAUGAUCUGAUUGAGGGACUUUUGAAGAACCUGCAAGCCGCUAUGGCAGAUACUCCAGACCCCAAGGCGGCCAAGAAGAACGUCGAGAUCGUCCGCUCUGCAUGCGCAGCCCUUGACGCAAUGUCUGACGGCAUUGAUGCCGAAGUUAUGAAAAAGUACGGCCCGCAGUUGAUUGAGCCUAUCGGGAGCCUGUUGGCUCACCCCGACUUCCUCGUCAAGGCUGCGGCCUCGGGAGCCCUUGGCGCGAUUGCUGGCUCCAUGGGUACGGACUUCAAGCCAUAUUUCGGCAACACCAUGACUGCCCUUGGAGAGUACAUCACCAUCAAGGAUAGCGAAGAUGAGUUGUCCUUGCGUAGCGGUGUGUGCGAUGCAGUGGGCCGCAUCGCCUCGGCAGUUGGUCCUGAAAUGUUCCAGCCCUACGUCUUGGAUCUCAUGAAGGCUACAGAGGAAGCUCUGAACCUUGGCAAUCCGCGUCUAAGGGAAACCAGCUUCAUCCUGUGGAGUUCGCUAGCAAAGGUGUACGGCGUUGAAUUCAAGCCUUUCUUGGCCGGCGUCUUCAAGGGCCUUUUUGACAGCCUAGAGCUCGAAGAAGAAGAGGUCGUUCUGGAGUUGACAGAGGAAGAGCAGGCUAUAGUUGGAGGCACCGAAGAGGUCAUUGCUGGUGGCAAGAAGGUCAAGCUUCGCAAGCCAGAGGAUGAUGACGGUGUUAUGGAUGCUGAUGAGGAUGGUGAUGAUGAGGACUGGGAAGAUUUUGGCAUCUCCCCGGAGGCGAUGGAGAAGGAGGUUGCCAUCGAGGUGCUCGGAGAUGUUAUCACACAUGCCUGCGGCCCCGAAGAGAUCAAGCAGUACCUCGAGAAGGCUAUUGAGACAGUGACUCCACUUGUCGAGCAUGGCUACGAGGGCUGCCGCAAGGCGGCGAUUAGCACACUUUGGCGAGCUUAUGCCAGAGUCUGGCUCUUGAUGGAAGAGGAGACUGGUGUGAACUGGGAGGCAGGCUUCCCUCCGAAGCAAGCUCCCACGCCUACUCUUCUUAAGCUUGGCGAAAUCGUUUCGAAGGCCACCAUGCAGUUGUGGACUGAUGAGAGCGACCGCAAUGUCGUCACCGAGAUCAACCGCAAUGUUGCUGCAACUCUGAAGGCCACUGGCCCUGCUAUCCUAGCGCAAGAGAACAUGCUACCACAGACAGUCACCGUUCUUGGCACCAUUAUUACCCGCUCUCAUCCUUGCCAGCAGGACCUUGGCGACGAAGAAGAUGAGCAAGACGUGGAAGGAACGUCAGAAUAUGAUUGGCUCAUCAUCGACACUGCUCUCGAUGUUGUGAUCGGUUUGGCCAUCUCCCUGAGCGUGUCAUUCGGGGAGUUAUGGAAGGUCUUUGAGAAACCCCUCAUGAAGUUCGCUUCCUCAAAUGACCGCACAGAGCGCUCCACCGCAGUGGGCGUCAUUGCCGAGUGCUCAGCUCAUAUGGGUGAGGCUGUUUCGCCUUACACGGCGACGCUACUUAAGCUUCUACUGCAUCGCCUCAGCGACGAAGAUCCCGAGACGAAGAGCAACGCUGCCUACGCAGUCGGCGAGCUGAUCUACAACUCCACGGACAGCCAGGCCUAUCUGCCGAGCUUCAAUACCAUUCUCUCAAAGUUGGAGCCAAUGCUUCAGAUGGAUCACUCGCGUAUCAAGGACAAUGCCGCCGGAUGUGUCACUCGCAUGAUCAUCUCCAAUCCCGAGCGAGUUCCCAUCAGCGAAGUUCUGCCUGCUCUCGUAGAUCUUCUGCCAUUGACGGAAGAUUAUGAGGAAAACUCGCCUGUGUACGAGUGCAUUUUCAAGCUCUACCAGCAAAACGAGCCUACCGUCCAGCAGCUUACGCCUAAGCUUAUCCCUGUUUUUGCAAAGGUUCUUUCACCUCCUCAGGAACAACUCGAGGAUGACACGAGGGAACAGAUCAAGCAGAUCAUCCAACUGCUUUACACGGCUUCCCCUGCCCUCUUCCAAGGACACGAGGAAGUGCUGAAGCUUGCUGAGACAGCAUAG